AGAUGGCGGCGCCCAGGGGAGUGGAGGCCGCGUUUGGAAUUUGCUGAAGCUGAUUCCCUUUCCUGCUCUUCUUUGGGCGCCAGGCGCCACGAGCAGGAGGACGGGGGCCGGGCGGGGACAGGGGCACCUGCGUGGCUGGACGGCGAGCCCUCGCCCAGCUGGCGCCGCCCCCACCCGGCCCCGGCCCCGGCCCCGGCGGCGUCGCGUCUCACUCGUGCCCGUUCUCCUCCAGGUCUGACCCCUUACCUGGCCGCCGUACGCCACACGAGGCCUCCAGGGCUGAGUUCUCUCCUCCAGCUCGGGCUCGCCUUCACGUUAGAGAUGUCCAGCCUCUGCCCUCCUGACCAGCCCGCUUUCAAAACCAGGACUCCUGGAGCGGCGCCUGGCCCCUUUUGCCUCUCCUGAGACUCCACUUCAGCCCACGCCUUCCUUAGAUCUUGGUGCCCCCUGGGUUAGAGACUGUUCACUUUCCUUCAGGGACUCCUUGACAGCGCCCUCAACUCGGGAGCCAGCCUUCUCUUUUGGACUAACCUCCAUACCCUUGUCAUGGAGGCUGUGUACGUGGUAGCGAAUGGGGUGGGCCUGGUGCUGGACGUGCUGACCUUGGUGUUGGAUCUCAACUUCCUGCUGGUGUCCUCCCUCCUGGCUUCCUUGGCCUGGCUCCUGGCAUUCAUCUACAACCUGCCGCACACAGUGCUGACCAGUCUUCUGCACUUGGGCCGUGGUGUUCUGCUUUCACUGCUGGCCUUGAUUGAAGCUUUGGUAAGGUUCGCCUUUGGAGGCUUGCAGGCUCUGUGUACCCUGCUCUGUAGCUGCUACUCCGGCCUGGAGAGCCUAAAGCUCCUGGGGCACUUGGCCUCCCAUGGGGCGCUGCGGAGCCGCGAGCUCUUGCACCGGGGUGUCCUCAAUGUGGUCUCCUGUGGGCAUGCUUUGUUGCGCCAGGCCUGUGACGUCUGUGCCAUUGCCAUGAGCCUCGUGGCCUAUGUGAUCAACAGUCUGGUCAACAUCUUCCUCAUUGGCACGCAGAACCUCUUCUCCCUGGUGCUGGCCCUGUGGGAUGUCGUGAUGGGGCCUGUUUGGAGGAUGACGGACAUUGUGGCUGCCUUCUUAGCCCACAUUUCCAGCAGUGCUGUGGCCAUGGCCAUCCUUCUUUGGACCCCCUGCCAGCUAGCGUUGGAGCUGCUGGCCUCAGCUGCCCGCCUCCUGUCCAGCUUUGUGCUUGUCAAUCUCACUGGUCUAGCUUUGCUGGCUUGUGUGCUGGCAGUGACUGUGACCAUGUUGCAUCCAGACCUCACACUAAGGCUGGCCACCCGAGCGCUCAGUCAGCUCCAUGCUCGGCCGUCCUACCACCGGCUCCGAGAGGAUGUCGUUCGGCUGUCUCGCCUAGCCCUGGGAUUGGAAGCUUGGCGCCGAGUCUGGAGUCGAAGCCUACAGCUGGCAAGCUGGCCGAAUCGAGGUGGGGCACCUGGGGCUCCCCAAGGUGGCCCUAGGAGGGUGUUCCCAGCCAGGAUCCCAGGACAUGACCCACUUCCUGAAGGAGCCCCCAGGUUAGUGGCCGAGGAGGAGGCAGUCAGGAACAUUAGAGCAACUCCUGCCCGGGGCCGGGAGAGGCUGAACGAGGAGGAGGAGGCCACAGCUGGGCAAGACCCGUGGAAGUUGCUGAAGGAGCAAGAGGAGCGGAAGAAGUGUGUCAUCUGCCAGGACCAGAGCAAGACUGUGCUGCUCCUGCCAUGCCGACACCUGUGCCUGUGUCAGGCCUGCACUGAAAUCCUCAUGCGCCACCCUAUCUACCACCGCAACUGCCCACUCUGCCGCCGGGGUAUCCUUCAGACUCUCAAUGUCUACCUCUGAAGACGCCCUCUCUGCCUGUCACCCUCCGUGCUCCAUGAAGGCACCUGCGCUAGGACUAGCCUCGGCACUUCACCUCUGUCCUGAAUCCCUUCCUGUCUCCCUGGCUGCCUUGCCAAGCCUCAAGCCAUACAUCCGGAACUUGGUUGUACAUGGGACAGUCUGGAAGACUGCGUCUAGCUGGGGCAGGUUAAUAUAAUUCUCUGUCCAGGGGGGAAUUGUGUAAUGCCGAGGGUGGUGAGUAUGUCACUAUGCAAGGGCUCUGAUGCUGUUGGCUGUGCUCUGUGGCCGACCCAGGGUACACCUAGAUGCCAGCCUCAGGGGUCAGCCCCUCUCUGCCUCUGAUUUUUCUGUUGGGGAUUUGUAGGUUCUUUCCCCGCCUCCUUCCUGCUCCUGCCCACUGCCCCAGCCUUUGCAGCCACAACACAUCAGUGUCAUUUGGGUAUUUUGACAACUCAAGGGCCUUGGAAUGAUCUUGAACCUGCGUUCAGCCAGAACCUCUCGGCCUUUCUAGGUAUGAGGGUAGAAUCUCUCAGGUGCCCUAAGAGCCACUUCUGCCUGUCAUGAUCUUAGGAGGCUCCCUCCUGAUCUGAUCAAAAAGCUGGACUCAGGCAUUUAGCCGUGGUGGAUGUGGGGGACAUUUUUGCCUGGCUUUGGGACCAUAUAUCUUGGGGCACCCAAGCUCUAUGGAGAGCCUCAGGAAAGCCAACCAGAUUUCUACUCAUUCCGCUUUCACUCCCCACAUCACAUAAGACAGUGGCAUUCCUUUUGUCUCUCCUUCACAUUGGGGAAGGCAGACUGCAUAUUUUAUAGGGUCCAGGUAGAAGGAGCCAGGGUCUAGGGGCACGUAGCUCCUUGAGGGGCUGCCCAGUUUCUGGUAAAUAAAGUUAGGUUGACAG
Molecule: messenger RNA, 2747 nt
Organism: Octodon degus (degu)
Lineage: Eukaryota; Metazoa; Chordata; Mammalia; Rodentia; Octodontidae
Gene: Rnf26
Product: ring finger protein 26
Exons: 1
Coding region: 547-1851 (434 amino acids)
Biological process (GO): ubiquitin-dependent protein catabolic process; protein ubiquitination
Molecular function (GO): ubiquitin protein ligase activity
Source: RefSeq, a predicted model, not a curated record